AGCAUUACUUCGCCAACACGUUUGACUUCCUAUGCUUUUAAAUUGUGCCAAACCAAAUCAAAACGACUGAAGUUACAUAUAGAAAUUGCAAAAUAAUAUUUCUCUGGACAGGACCUUAAAUAAUACUGAGGUGGAAGUGGCAGCGCCUCACACAAAUCAAAAUGUCAAGUGGGCGGGAUUUGAUGUGGGCGUGGCCAACUCAUAGUGCGGUUGCAUCGCAGCGCAUACACACAAUGGCUGCUCGAAAGAGAGGAAAGCAAACAAUUUUCAGGCCCGCCGCGUCUAGCAAAAAAUAUGAGAAAAAAAUUAUUAAAAAUUCGGAAAAUAGUUGAAAGUCAAGAAAAACCCAACAGAAAGGAUGUUAAAGCGACCGGGGCCCCUGACUCCGGGCGGUGUUGAGCACAAAAAGCUGGAUAGAAUAAUUGCUUCAGUAGUAGUUGGGCACUGCGCCCCAGUCCAUGUAGCUGGUCAGCCUUAGAGUGCCAUGGCCACAGGAACCCAGGGCCACCGUGACCACGUCCUGGACAGAACGAGGCUCGCAGAGCCCACAGGGAGGCGCAGGAGAGCAGAGGGGAAGCCGAAAAAGAAUUUCCCUUGCCUGGAGUGUCAGAAAGCGUUCAACAGUCUGGAGAAGUUGAAGGUGCACUCGUACUCUCACACAGGAGAAAGACCGUACCGCUGCUCCCAGCCGGACUGCACCAAGGCAUUCGUCUCCAAAUACAAGCUGCUACGGCAUAUGGCAACACACUCGCCAGAAAAAAACCACAAGUGUUCAUACUGUGAGAAAAUGUUCCACCGCAAGGAUCACUUAAAGAAUCACCUACACACCCACGACCCCUACAAGGAAGCCUUCACCUGUCAGGAGUGCGGCAAGAGCUACAACACCAAGCUGGGCUUCAAACGCCACCUCGCCCUCCACGCCGCCAACAGCGGAGACCUCACCUGCCAAGUGUGCCUGCAGCCGUUCCCCAGCACCGGGGUCCUUCUGGAACACCUCAAAACUCACGCCGGCAAGUCCUCAGGUGGGACCAAAGAGAAGAAGCACCGCUGCGAGCACUGUGAGCGGCGAUUCUACACCCGUAAAGAUGUGCGACGCCACAUGGUGGUGCACACUGGACGCAAGGACUUCCUCUGUCAGUACUGUGCCCAGCGCUUCGGCAGGAAGGACCACCUGACGCGCCACGUCAAGAAGAGCCACACCCGGGAGCUGCUGAGGGUAAAGACGGAACCAGCUGAUUCGCUGGAGCCCCUGGUCUAUGACCUGGCGUCCGGGGGCAUCAAGGGCGAGGCUCCCGUGAUUCUGACACCGAGGCCUCACCCGCUCAACUCGUACACCGGCCCCGGCCUGGACACGGAGCCCUUUCCCACCCCCACACACGCCUUUUCUCUGAAGUACCCACUGGGUUCCAACUUUACCUCAUACGCCGUUUCCUCACAGGAGCGGGAGCAGAAUCUUAAGGGAGAACUGGAGACCUACCUGAUGGAACUGCAGAGCAGCAUGCCCUCCUCGUCCUCUGCAGCCCACCAACCCCAGCUCUCCUCCACCAAACUGGAGCUGGAGCCUCAGGUGGGAGCGCUGGAGGAGGACAGCGAGGAGGGGAGCAUGUCGAAAAUGUCUGCAGCCACAGCAGGCGACUCUCUGGCAUCUUGCUCUUCUCUGAUGGACUUCUCGCAGCUCUUCAACUUCCUUCCGCUCAACGGGCCCCCAUACAGCCAUGCGGGGGGCAGCGGGGGGCAGGGCGCUGGCUAUCCACCCAGCGAAGAGCCCAAUGCGCUUGUCCAGCUACCCCAGCAGCCUCCAGAAGGCCCAGAGGCUGCAGAGAGUCCGCUUCAAAGGCUCCCCUCCUCCUUCAUCUCCAACCUGAGCGCACCCACCACACUGCCUCGCUUCCACCAAGCUUUCCAGUGAACCAAUGCUCAGCAUCCCGAGCAACAAAGCAUCCGGAUGAGGUGGCCCCAGCGAGCGCACACGCCAGGACCCCCCCGCUGGCUCACCUUUCUCACCCGUCUUUCCUGAGGUCCUCUUGCUUGUGCCUCAUUUUUAUCCCCAAACGUUUUCAGUUUUCAGUGUGAACAGAUGACAUGGUAACCAUUGUAAAAGAACAUUUCUUAGUUGUUGAUUGAAUGUAGAAAACCAAGUGUUCAUAUGGUACAUUGUACCAUUGUAUUUAAUUAAUCAAAAGGUCCCAGCAAGGGGAAUUAUUGAUUGUCCAUAGUUUCAUUUAAUGUUUCCUGAACUCCCAAUUUAAACAUUUAAUAAUUAAAGAAACCAUAAAGUUUACAAUGCAAACCACCAACAUGCACAUUCAAAGGGAAAUUAGCAUUUUUCAGAAUAAUGGCAACUAUAACAAAAGGUGCUCUAUUUAUGAAGUAUUCCAGCCAAGACCCGGCAAAAUUCACCUUCAGUAUUUCCUGGUACACAGCCCGUAUUAUAUUAAACGUUAUUACUCCAAAAAGUGAAAUGAUAUCUUUAACGAGCUGUCUGUGCUUCAUGGAGAAUACCGUAAGAUUUUUAUUCUAUUCUAUUCACCAAAGUACACUCUGCAAAAUGUCACAACAGUAAUUAAAUGCAAGAACCAUAUUUUCUAGCUUCUUUUCUGUUAGUUUGGUAACUAUAGAACUUACGAGUUGAUCAGCUGACAUACUGUCUACCUCUGCACAUGACAUUCUAAAGGUUACCCCUACUUUUGGCCCUCUAAAGCAUGGGUGGGAAACUGCUGACCCCCCCGUCAAUCAGACAGUUGCCUACCAUUUUUCUGGUCUGGCCCACUCGUGACCAAGCGGGGCCCCUUACCUAAAAUGAGUUGGACACCCCUGUUCUUAAGUGUUGCUCUACCACAAAGCUUUUCUCUUGUUGACCUUUAGAGACUGAGCUCAGUUUUUGAAAAUUAGCAUUAGCUUUGAGUGCAGCAAAAUACAUCAUUAAUGGUUUCCCAUUUUAACAAAGAUGUGAAAACUUUGAACGAGGACAAAUGUCUAUGUCUACCAAGGACCAUAUUUCACCCACCUUGUGCUCCAGUGUCUGGAACAAACAAUCGCCUUCUGCCAGUCUGUCACUUUCCAUAUAUGUGAUGUCAUCACACAGACAAAUGUAUGUAAGAAAUAAUACCUCAUCUUAUCUCAUCUUCAAGUGCAUAUGUGCGGGGAAAACAGCUCCAGCAGGGGACCCCAAUCUUCCCUUUCCCGGGCCACUUCUACCAGCUCUGACUGGGGGAUCCCCAGGCGUUCCCAGGCCAGUGCAGAGAUAUCAUCUGUCCACCUGGUCCUGGGUCUUCACCCAGUUGACCGUGUCUGGAACACCUCCUAAGGGAGGCGUCCAGCUUUACCUUCCGCCUUAGCUCUCUAUUCCUUGCAGUGAAGCGAGUGCAAUUCAAGAAAUAAUAAUAAUUAUUAUUAUUAUACACCGCAUCUCAUCAAUCUGGAACAAUGUAGUAUAUGAAGUCAAAACUACUCAUAUUGUCUGAAAAGUCUCCAAUACAAUUUAGCCCAGCAUCUUCACACCUACAAAGGAAAUUUCCCUUUUUCCAUUCAGUGUAGGACGCAGUGCGCCAUGUGUAUUGAGAAGCAUGUAGCUGUGUGACAGCCAUAACAAGAGGCCUUGUAAGGAGUUACCAUGUUGUAACCUUGACCAGCCUUGCAUGGAGAAGAGGAAUCUUUUCUUAAAUCGUUGGAUGUGAUCUGGGUUUUUGCAGAAUUAAACAGUAUCAGCAUGUCAGCCAUAGGAUGGGGGAAUAAAAUGGGAAAAUCCCAACACUCACAUAUUAGAUAAUUAUCUUUAGUAACCAUGGUUUAAUAUACAAAAUGUCAGUUAUGAGUAACAACUACUAGCACUGUGGCCCAUCUUCAUUGACAUGGGAAAAAAAACAUGCUUUGAAUUAUCUCAAGUUUUAAAGUUGCGUAGUUGCUGUAAAUGAAAUCAAAUCUAUUUUAAAGGAGACAAUGUUUUGGUUUGAACACUUUCAUAAUCCUGACGAUGCGUUCACACCAAACGCAAAACGUGCCGCGGCCUCUCUUGGCGCUAGACGCGACGGAGAGGGGGCGUGGCUUAUCACCCUGAAACAGAUAGACUUUCCGCCAUUGUUUUUUUUCUCCACAUCAAUCAUGGAAGACAUAGACUCUUUACUACUCACAAGGGACCUCCAAAGGGAGUGGUGUUUUUGUACUGAAUAGCAUCCGUAGGCGAGACAGCUCUUUUCAAAGCCACCCACACGUUAUUAUUAAGGAAACGACCUGCUAUAUUACUUAAUAAUAGCAGUGUGUUCUUAAACAAUACAAUUACCCCGUACGUUACUGUACUAUAUUCAGUGCAGUGACGGGAUGAAAGCACGUACCUAUGUUGUACCUAUAUUGCUGCCACUCCUGGAUCAGUAGUAAUAUAGGUACGAGGAUGUUUCGUAAAGCAGCAGUGACGACGGGGACAUCUCAUCGCUGAGCGUCACGCCAUUUGGUUUGCUGCGUUUGGGCGCCUGACACAGAUUGUGUCUCAUUGCAUCAGUGGGUAGACUUUGCAUGUGAUCCUGUGGCGGGACACGCUGCGUUUGGUGUGUGAACGCACCGUUAUGAUACAAAUAGUUCCUUUUCUUUUCCUCUAUCCAUCCAAAGGAGAGCUUCUUGGCAUCUUCGGAGCCAACGCUCUGUCUGGCAUGUGCCGCAAAGCAAGCGGCUCACAGGUAGAGAGGACAGCUGGUGCCUCGAUCAGGCAAGCGCACACCGCUCAGCACCAAGUGGGAACCAUCAUAUUGGAAUCAUACACGUUAUAUUAUACACCUUCAACAAGCAGAUACAGAACACAGAAAAACACACUUAAAGAUGCAACCUGCUGCUAAAAAAUAUACUGAAAGGAUGUUGUGACGUAUUUGUCCAGUGAGGUUUGUGUAAUAUAUCCAAACUAUAAACUGACAUAUAAGGUACUGAAGACACUGGAGAAGGGUUGGGCUUUGUUUUCCUGUUGUCUUGAGUUUAUGACUGUGGUCUAGUGGUGCUACAAUCACUCAUCAUGAGUUGUAGUCCUUGUUGGGCUGCAGGUGGGCAAUGGGCACCACAAAGCAGUGGGAAGGACCUUUUCCAUAAUGUCAUUUGGUUACUGUAUCAAACUGUGGUAUCACAGUGACACACACAGAACAAUAUCAAUCAAUCCCCUUCCCUGUCAUGACAUAUUUGAUCAUCUUGGACUCUUACCCUUACAAUAGACGUUGGACUGCACACCAUGUGGCAUAAAUGUGAAGUUAGCAGCCUGCACUUUCAGCUCUUCUCUACCACCAGCAGUUAUGAGACGCUGCCUCCUGGUUCCAUGACGUGUUUGAUGCAUAUACGACCCCAUAGUGUUUUUAUUUACCUCACAUACUCAUGUUGUCUUUUGCUCUGAAAUUCAAGAAUGAAGUGUUAACUUCUCCGUUUCCCUCACUGAGACAUGGAUGGACAUGGUUGUGUGAAAUAUAGAGUUGAAUGUGUGAUGUUUCAAAGCAUUUGUGUCUUGUGAAGGUUUGGGGUUUUACAAGGAAGGUUAGCAAGCUGCUUUUUUGGAAUCAUAGCACUUUCUGUAAAUUGAAUCCCUUUAUUUUCCUCCAUUACCUUUUGUUAAAAUCCCUUUACUACAAAUGUAUAGAUGAUAUAUUUAGCUCUUUUAGAGAACAAUAACAUGUAAAUACUAUAUAGUGUUUUAUUUUUACAGGUACAAUUUUGACAGUGUUUUACCUAUCAAAGUGUCAUUUUUGCUUUACUUGCACAAGUGUUCUGUGUGUCUCAUUGAGGGGUCUGUUCUUCCCAAGGCCUGCUUUGACUAUCCAAGCCAUGGUUCAGGUGAGAGCACGAGCGUAAUGAAGCUCGGAUGGAUGCUUCUACAAACCUGAUAUACUGUAUGUUCACUAAGUCCCAGGGUUCUUUCUUCUUCUAUCAUACUUUAACCUCAGAGUGACAUUAUGACUUGAUUUCUUAGUGGUUUCUGCCUGAUUGCUGUUAACUCAUUUUCCCAUCAGUUAACUGCAUCAUUAACUCAUACGACAGAAUGAGAGGGAAAACAAUCUCUACUCCACCAUUCCUGGGGAAAAUAACUAGUAAAAAGCAAAAGUCUCCCUUCAGUGAGAGGCACAGACCUUCAGCAACUCAUGUCAAUCUUCUUCAGAAGCUUCAGUGGUACCAGUGAACUUUAUUGAAUGUGUAAGAAACACUGCAAUACUGCGAUAUAUAUUUUGGUAUUGGAUCAAGCUGCUAACAUACUUCUAAAGCUCCUCAAGGUGCAACAGACCUCCUUUCUAGUUCUUAUAUGUAUCAUUUGUACAAACUAAAUAUCCAGUUGGCUUGUGUGCCUGGUCGUACUAUAUAGCUGCAUCCAUUGUAUUGUUCUGUGACUUUUGUAGUCUUCUUACAGCCUGGCCUGUAAUAUCACAUGCGUGUUGUGACACUGAGUCGUGAUGGGAGAUUGAUCUGAGUGAAGUGCCUGUGCAGAGAUGGUGAACGGCAUUCCAGCCAUGUUGGUUUUGUUAUUGCAUAUUUCAUGGAUGUGACAGUGAUGGACUCAUUCUCAAUAUGUUACUUCAAUUUUACAAACUACUGUAGUAUCUUUAUAAAUAUAGGCAAAGUUAUUCACAUGAACAUAUAUGUGUAUAUAUAUAUAUAUAUAAGUAAAUAUAUAUGUAUAUGUUUACAGGUUGUAAAAUAAAAGUGAACGCUGCAGCAUAUUUAUCUGUUGUUUUUUAAACAUCAACAUCAUCCAAAGAGGCAGAUUAUUUAUUGUCUGGCAGAAUAACCAUGAUUUGAUUUACACACCUUGCUGCUAUGAGAGAAAAGAACUGCAGUCGCCAACUCCAGUGUUUUUACCCAAUGAAAGUUCAAUAAACGUAAAAUAAAAUCCAACUGCAGGUGUGUUUGGUUAUUCCUCAAACUGUCAUGUAGCGUGCUUUUGUCCUCUUUUUGGAACAUUGGUGAUUCUUUCCUCGGGUCACAUACGUAAUCCCUCUGAGACCAGAUAUCCAGAACCUUUGUUGAGGGGAUGAGUCCUCAUGAUAAUGAUAACCACCAGCAUGAAUAAACAUGGCAGCAACAGGAAGUUACUCUGUAAAGUCCUCUCAGCAGCUAAAACGUGCCGUUUUUAUAAGAUUAGUAAUUCCACGUUCAGCUACAUGUAGGUGAUACAUUUUAAAGUCAGGAUAACACAAGAGGACAGUUCCGAACAAAAGCACUUUUUCACAUCUAUUGUUUCAUAAUGUAGAUAUUUCUAUAUGUGGGGAUUGAAAAACUGGCUCAUCAAGAGGAUACGAAAAUACUUCUUAGGACACACCGAGCCCCUCUCUCACUCUCACUCUCUCCUCCCACAAUCAUCCAUGCUUUAUUAAUGUACAUCACUAAUUAAGCUUCUUUACGUAGUUCUUUGUGCUUUCUCGCCUAGCAGGUCUCUGUGGAUCAUAGUUUCGUGCGGACCCCGGUUCUAACUCCUGGCUCAUGGCUCUGCUGACACCUGCUGCUGCCAUCAUCAUUACUUUAAAUAUGAUUCAUAUUACUGUCAUCAUAAACCAACAUCUUUCUGCUCUCCCUCCCCACAGAAGCCUCUGUGGAUGUUGGUUCGAUCUGAUGGUGGUUGUCCCUGCAGUGGUCCUGCUGUACACCUCUUCUGCUACUUGCAAUUACUUGUAUCAUUUCAGUUAGAGAAAUUGAAUGUAUUGUA
Pungitius pungitius (ninespine stickleback) is the source of this 7660-nucleotide messenger RNA. RefSeq names its product pleiomorphic adenoma gene 1 (gene plag1). The record is from RefSeq and is a predicted model, not a curated record. NCBI's taxonomy places the organism in Eukaryota, Metazoa, Chordata, Actinopteri, Perciformes, Gasterosteidae. Gene Ontology annotation, cellular component: nucleus. Gene Ontology annotation, molecular function: sequence-specific DNA binding; DNA-binding transcription factor activity, RNA polymerase II-specific. The transcript is spliced from 4 exons. Bases 485 to 1909 code for a protein of 474 amino acids. Gene Ontology annotation, biological process: regulation of transcription by RNA polymerase II.